This is a messenger RNA of Drosophila virilis, 1725 nucleotides long. RefSeq names its product WW domain binding protein 2 (gene Wbp2). Gene Ontology annotation, biological process: positive regulation of DNA-templated transcription. Gene Ontology annotation, molecular function: transcription coactivator activity; chromatin DNA binding. NCBI's taxonomy places the organism in Eukaryota, Metazoa, Arthropoda, Insecta, Diptera, Drosophilidae. The record is from RefSeq and is a predicted model, not a curated record. Gene Ontology annotation, cellular component: nucleus.
UAACAAAAUUUUAACUCUGGCUGUGCCGUGUAGGACUGCUGCACCAUUUUUUUUUUUAUUGACCUGCAGGGCUGCUGUAAAUAGCGCAAUAGCCAAAAUGUGGUAUUUUUUAGGCAUUCCAAUGCGGCAUCGCAGCACGUGUGUACACACUGUUCGUGAUUCAUCAGCUGUCAUUAAUUCGAGAAAGUUUAGAUUGAAAACAACACGAAUACAGAACGCAAUUUACAAUAAGUCGUGGAAAUCUUUGUGUUACCUAUUGAAAAAUCUAUUCGGCAUGUCGGUCAACACGGCACACGCAAAUAAUGGUGUGCUCAUACAUGCGGGCGAGUACAUUCUACUGCACAGCGAUAGCGUGUCAAUGGAGUUUUCCGGACAGGACGGACAUCUGUUCAAGGGCUCGAAGCAGGGACGCGUUUAUCUAACAUCGCAUAGGAUGAUUUUCAACAGCAAGAAAUCCAGCGAUGUAAUGCAAUCCUUCAGUGCUCCCUUUGUGGCUCUUUCCGAUGUUGAAAUCGAGCAACCCGUUUUUGGAGCGAACUACAUUAAGGGCAAGGUCCGUGCACAGCCCAAUGGCAAUUAUGUGGGCGAGGUCAAGUUCAAGCUGUACUUCAAGGCAGGCGGAGCCAUUGAGUAUGGACAAGCGUUGCUGCGCGCCGCUAAAACGGCGCAAAGCAACUUCCAUCGCGGCGGACUUGCUGGCGAUGAUCCGCCACCGUACGUGCCAUCUGGUGCCUGGCAUGAGGCUCCUCCACCAGCUUACCAGCCACCACCCGGCUAUUACGGCUGGCUGCCGCAGCAUGAUGCCUUCAGUGGUCCGGCUCCGAACACUGUGUUUGUAAGCGACAACCCGCCGCCGUAUCCGGGCAUGACACCACCAAACAAUCAACCAGCACCACAAGCACAGCCGCAACAGAGUCCGACUGAACCGACUUGGUAUGGUUUUUCAGCACCACCAGAGCAGCAGCCGCAACAACAGCCUGGCUAUGGUCCCCAAGGAUGGGGUGGUGGCUAUGCACAGCCGCCGCCGUACGCAUCCUGUGCUCCGGCAUGCCAACCGCUGCCACCCUAUGGCGGACAGCCAGCGCCUGGCCAAGGUCCACAGGUUCCGUAUGGGGGCUUUAAUCCUAAUAUACCCGGAGGUUUUAUGCAACCAGGUUUUAUGCCACCACAGCAACCUAGUGGUUAUCCAGGCUCUGCUCCGGCACAGCAACCAAACGGUUAUCCAGGCUCUGCUCCGGCACAGCAACCCAACGGCUAUCCAGGCUCUGCUCCUCCACAGCAACCCCCGGCUGCUGGUGCUGCGGCCAAUGCAGCAGGCGGUGCGGCUGCAGCAAACUUUAUGGGCUUCAGCUUGCCACCUGGAAAUUCUAAGGAAGCGGAAGCGGCUGCUAGCGCUUAUAAUACACCCUAUAAUCAGCGCGGACCCGGUGCAUCCGGUUCCAGCGAAAUGCCGCCAUCAUAUAAUAAUUUGCCACCCAGUUACGAUGAUGCAUCAAAGAAACAACAAUAAAAUUAGCCUGUCAAAAUUUAAAAUAUAUUCAACACAAGCACGGCUCAUUCCGAUUAGAAUUACACACAAGGGCACACGUAGUUUUCUACGUUCAACUAUAAAUUAAGGCCUGUUGCUGUUAGCAUUAUAUCAUAGAGCUUUCUCUUAAUUAUUUUGGCCUAGCCUGCGAAAAUAUGUUGAUAAUUAAAGUAACGCUUUGUUAAAUUUGGCCAUUA